Molecule: messenger RNA, 909 nt
Organism: Saprolegnia parasitica CBS 223.65
Lineage: Eukaryota; Oomycota; Saprolegniomycetes; Saprolegniales; Saprolegniaceae
Exons: 2
Coding region: 1-909 (302 amino acids)
Source: RefSeq, a predicted model, not a curated record
AUGGCCUGCCUCGGCGUCCUCACGAACGCGCAGCUCCUGCCGCUCGUCUCCGCCUACCAAGAGGGCGUCAACCAAGACGUUCGCAUCCUCACGCGCCUCGGCCACAGCCCGCCGGACGGCGACCUCGGGCCCUUACAUGCGCUCAUGGCACCGUGGCUUGAUCGCGUCGGCUUACGCUUCGUACAUCAGCUGUGCCCAUCGCUCGUCUUUAGCUACGUGCUCGAGUAUGGCCGCGUCGAUCUUGUGCGCGAGCUCAUGGCGACGAACGUGCUGCGCCUUAUACACGAGCACGAAUGGUGUCUUCGUAUCGGGACGCGGACCGACUGCGUCUGCAAGCACCGGCAUGUGCAACACCACUACGCCGACAGGUGCAACGGAACAUGCAUUAACGGUCACUUGCGACACCUUGCCGCCGCGGCCUGUCUCGGCGGCCACGUCGAGUUGCUGCGAUUCGUCAUGGAGACGAGCGCCCGUGCGUAUCUGCCGUCAAUGCUAGCGGUUGCACUGUGCGCUGGCGGGCUCGGCAUUGCGCAGGAGCUCUUGGAAAAGCGCGUGAUCUCGGCCUUCAAGGACACGGAUAUGCGGCUUGCAGUCGCGAGCGGCAGUGCAGACCUUGUGGCUUUUCUCGUGGACAACAGCUCGGAUGACAUGAUCGCAGAGGCAUUCAAGCAAGCUAGCGUCCAGAACCAGUUUGCGCUCCUCCAGUGGCUCUGCACCACGUACAACGAGCCACGGUACUGGCGCAUGGCUCUCAGCAUUGCCGCCACCAACCUCCAACAUGACGUGAUCGCGUACUUUGCGACAACGCACGACCUUCAUCUCACGCCAGCCGAAGCAGCGCGCGUGCAGCGACGCCGCAAGCGCCUCAACGACGAUGAGCCUGCCCGGGUGACACGGUCGCGCAACUAG